Messenger RNA from Penicillium vulpinum, 1035 nucleotides. RefSeq names its product Short-chain dehydrogenase/reductase SDR. The record is from RefSeq and is a predicted model, not a curated record. The transcript has 2 exons. Lineage: Eukaryota; Fungi; Ascomycota; Eurotiomycetes; Eurotiales; Aspergillaceae. Bases 1 to 1035 code for a protein of 344 amino acids.
AUGGGGACCAAAUUCGACGUAACUCCGGAAAAGCAGGCCAGCGUGCCUCGCUUCUUCUACAAUCAGCUCACUAUCAAGCCCAUCACGGUCCAGGGAGUCAGCCUCGCGGGCAAGACUGCCUUGGUGACCGGAUCCAACACGGGGGUGGGCCUAGAAACCAGCCGGCAGCUCCUCGACCUAGGACUGAGUAAGCUUAUUCUUGGCGUCCGCAGUGAAGAGAAAGGUCAGACAGCGAGGAAGAAGUUAUCCGCGGGCCAGAAUCUGUCCGACGAUAGCAUCGAGGUCUGGAAACUUGAUCAGUCUGACUAUGACUCUGUCCUCGCCUUUGCGGAGCGCGCUAAGAGCCUCCCCCGGUUGGAUAUCGUUGUACUGAACAUCGGUAUUGGCAACGCGACACGCGUCUUUAACCCCAAAACAGGUCAUGAUGAGAUGAUCCAGGUCAAUUAUCUCUCGACAGCCCUACUGGCAAUUUUACUGCUCCCGGUGGUUAAGCAAAAACGCGCCGGGCAAGGGGGUCCGAGUCGGAUUACCAUUGUCUCAUCGGAGGUCUCUGCGUGGACAGCCUUCGAGGAGAAGAAAGAUUUUCCGCUGCUAGCAUCGCUUGACGAGAACACUAAGGUAGACCCCCUGGAUCGGAUGAUGGUCUCUAAGCUGCUGGGGCAGUUCUUCCUGUCAUACUUGGCAUCUAUUGUCCCGCCUUCUGUAGUGGUCAUCAAUGCCGCCUCGCCAGGCUCUGUUCACGAUUCCGAGUUCAACCGUGAGCAUGAUAAGACUUUCUCUGGGGCGAUUGCGAAAGUUGUGAUGCGCGGACUGGCCAACACCGCUGCUGUUGGAGCCCGAAUGAUCACUGAUGCAGCCGUCAAACAUGGCCAGGAAACGCAUGGCGAGUUCCUCUCCUUUCAGAAAAUUGUGCCGUUGGCACCGAUUAUCUACACUGCAGAGGGAAAGAAAAUCUCAGAACAGCUCUGGAAAGAGACCAUGGAUGAACUAGCCUUUGCACAUGUGGAGGAAAUUUUCAAGACUCUUUUGGAGUAG